Miscanthus lutarioriparius is the source of this 1230-nucleotide messenger RNA. The record is from the annotation of a GenBank genome assembly. NCBI's taxonomy places the organism in Eukaryota, Viridiplantae, Streptophyta, Magnoliopsida, Poales, Poaceae.
AUGGGGGAGGAGGUGGCGGUGGUGCUGGAGCCGCCACGGCCCAAGUCGCCGCCGAGGUACCCGGACCUGUGCGGCCGCCGGCGGCUGCAGCUGGAGCUGCAGAUCCUCAACCGCGAGAUGGACUUCCUCAAGGACGAGCUACAAUCACUUGAAGCAGUUCCACCAGUUUCUAGAAGUUGUAAAGAGGUAAAUGAGUUUGUUGGUACAAAACAAGACCCACUACUACCGAUACGCACCGAUCUUGCCGUCUUUUUUGGUGGAUUAGAUCAAAAUUGUGCAUAUGCGUGUCAUGGUUCUGCUGCUCCUGCCAUUGCUUGCCCAACUGCAGAAGACCAUGCUGCUUGGAUUGCUCCUGCUGCUCAUGCCCAGAUCUGUCAUGCUGCAAGCCCAGCUGCAAAUCAUGCCACAAGCCCUGCUUUGGGCCGAACAGCUGUUCAUGUUGUGACACAUCAUGCUGCAAGCCAGAUUGCCCAUCGUGUAGUUCGAGCUGCAGCUCGUGCUGCAAUUUGUCGUGUUGCAACCCGAACUGUAGCUCGUGCUGCACCUGCAAUCCAUCAUGCUGUAAACCAAACUGCAACUCGUGCUGCAGACCGAACUGCAGCUCGUGCUGCAAUCCGUCAUGCUGCAAACCGAACUGCAGCUCAUGGUGGAAACCGAGCUGCAGUUGCUUCAAGACCCUCUCGUGCUGCAAACUCCAGUCCAGUCCAAACUGCUGCACUUGCAGCCUCCCGCGCUGCUCCGGCUGUAACCCCAGCGGCAGUUGCAAGCAAUGCUGCUCAUGCCCCACCGACUGCUGCAACUGCAAGCCAAGCUGCGGCUGUUUCAGCCCGCAAUGUUGCAGCUGCGUGGAAUGCUGCUCGUGCUCAAGCUGUUUCAGUUGCUUCGGUUGCUUCAAGUCCUUCAAGUGCUCCAACCUGUUCGGGUGCUGCUCCUGCAAGCAGUGCUUCAAGUGCCAGUCGUCGUGCUGCAAGGGGGCGCCGUCCUGCUGCAAGUGCCAGUCGUCGUGCUGUGAGGGUGAAGACGGCAGCAGCUGCUGCCGGAGGUCAUGCUGCAGUGUUCCGAAGCCGGCUUGCCCUGGGUGCUCGUGCGGGUGUGUUUGGUCCUGCAGGAAGUGUACAGAAGGGUGUCGAUGUUCUGGGUGCCGCAAUCCGUGCUGUGCCACUGGAUGCCUGUGUUGAGGCUGAACUAGACGGUUUCUUUGGUUGUUAUUUUUUGCGUGUGCUAUUUUAG